GUGCACCAUUUUGACCGUUUCCCGUUUUUCCCCCUCUGCUAAAUUUAGCUGCAACUUUUUCCUCCCUGAAUUUAUUUUUGCAGAAUCUAAUUUUAAUUUUCAUGGUGUUUCCUCCUCAAUAAUUUUCAGUGAUCAUUAAUAUCUGCUAACUUUCAAUCACCAGUUUCGUUUCUGCUUAAUCAGGAAGAAUUCUCAACAACCCAGUUAAGAAUUGGGGAAAUUUCGUCCAGUCGACGGAUUUGGUUGGAACCUACAGACAUGUCCACAUGUUACCUAGUAUGGUUAACAAUUGAAAGCUGACAUAUUUGUCUUCAAAAAGUUUAGCCAGUACAGAUGGUGUAAUGAAUAUGUGUGAAUUGUUUUAGGUACCUUUGGCACUUCUAAUUGCUGGUUACAAAUGGAGGAUGUAGAAGACAAGUCACCUUCAGAAUCCUCUUCAAGAAGUGCUGAAAGGAAGCCACUGGCAGAAACUGCUGAAGAAAAUACUGAACUGAUAAACCAACCCAAUAAUCAGUCUUCCAUUGAAGCUCCCAUCAACCAACUUGUUAAUAAUAGUAGAGUGGAGUCAGGCUCUCAUUUGCCACUGACUGAGUUUUCUGAAUCAGCAGUGUCCUUAAGUGCUUCUGAUGGUCAAACUGUAGGACAAGAUGAAUAUCUUACCACAGAAAAUUCAGCUUCAAUCCCAAACGUUGCAGUUCUUCUAACAGAAGAAAACAACCAGGGAGCCAUGUCUGCAGAUUCUAAACCUGGAGCUUUAGAAGAAGAAAUCUUUAACAGACAGCAAGAAGAUAGCUGUGACGUUGAUAAUUCAAUGAAACACUCAACUUCCUCUUCUGAAACAAAAGAGUUGGAAACUGAUGAUCCCCAAGAACUAAUAGUAGACCCACCACUACCCAAGGCUACUGAUGUUCCAAUAGAUAAUUUAGAUUCAACCCCAAAUUUUACAGUUCAUGUUACAGAACAAAGCAACCAGGGAGCCGAGUCUGCAGAUUCUGAACCUGGAGCUUUAGAAGAUAUCUCAAUCAGGCAGCAGGAUGGUGGUUCUACUGUUACUGGUGGCAGUGAUGUUGAUGAUCAGAUGAAACUCUUGCCUUCCUCUUCUGAAACAAAACAGUUGCCAAAUGACCACAAAGAAGUAAAAACAGAUCAGCCUCAAGCCAAGAUUACAAAUGUUGCUGUGGGAGAUGUCGACUCACUAAUAAAUGCCAAGCAGAUUGCUGCAAGAGGCCUUAUUGAUACAGCAGCUCCUUUUGAAUCUGUCAAGGAAGCUGUUUCCAAGUUUGGAGGAAUUGUGGACUGGAAGGCUCAUAGAAUCCAGACCGUGGAGAGACGAAAGCUUGUAGAACAAGAACUUGAAAAGGCACAGCAAGAGAUCCCAGAGUACAAAAAAAGGUCAGUGGCUGCUGAACAAGCCAAAGUCCAAGUACUACAGGAGCUGGACAGCACUAAGAGGCUUAUAGAAGAACUAAAACUUAAUCUAGAGAGGGCACAGACAGAAGAGCGUCAGGCAAGACAAGACUCAGAACUUGCAAAGCUCAGAGUGGAAGAGAUGGAGCAGGGUAUUGCAGAUGAUUCUAGCGUUGCAGCCAAGGCACAACUUGAGGUUGCCAAAGCCAGGUAUACAGCUGCUAUUACAGAGUUAGCUUCUGUGAAGGAGGAAUUGGAAGCAUUGCGUAAGGAGUAUGCAUCCUUAGUUGUUGAAAAAGAUGAAGCUGUUAUGAAAGCUGACAAAUCUGUUGCUUCAUCAAAGCAAGUAGAGAAGACAGUGGAAGACUUGACUAUUGAGCUAAUUGCUACCAAGGAGUCUUUGGAAUCUGCACAUGCUGCUCACUUGGAGGCAGAGGAACACAGGAUAGGAACAGUCAUGGCAAGAGAUCAAGAUUCUCUCAAUUGGGAGAAGGAACUUAAACAGGCAGAAGAAGAACUCCAUAGACUCAACCAGAAAAUUUUGUCUGCUAAGGAUCUCAAAUCAAAACUGAACACAGCCUCUUCUUUGCUGCUUGAUUUGAAAGCUGAAUUAAACGCUUAUAUGGAAUCGAAGUCUGACCAUGAAGGUGAUAAAGGAGGUAUAGAAGAACCAAAGAAAAAGACACACAAUCAAAUACAAGAAGCAGUUGAAUCAGCCAAAACGGAACUUGAGGAAGUAAAGCUCAACAUAGAGAAAGCAACUACUGAGGUAAAUUACUUAAAGGUGGCUGCAACAUCAUUAAAAUCAGAACUUGAACAAGAGAAAUCAUCUCUUGCCUCCAUCAGGCAAAGAGAGGGAAUGGCCUCCGUUACAGUUGCAUCUCUUGAAGCUGAACUAGACAACACUAGAUCAGAAACAGUUUUGGUUCAGAUGAAGGAAAAAGAAGGCAGAGAGAGAAUUGUUGAGCUACCAAAGAAACUACAGCAAGCAGCUGAAGAGGCUAAUCAGGCCAACUUGCUUGCUCAAGCAGCACGUGAAGAGCUGCGGAGAAUAAAGGAGGAGGUGGAGCAAGCCAAGGCUGGGGCCAGUACAAUGCAAAGUAGAUUACUUGCAACUCAGAAGGAAAUAGAGGCUGCUAGGGCGUCUGAAAGGUUGGCAAUAGCAGCAAUUAAUGCAUUGCAAGAGAGUGAAUUAGCUAGGAACAACAAUGAAGUGGAUUCAUCCUCUGGAGUGACACUUACAGUGGAAGAGUACUAUAAUCUCAGUAAGCAAGCCCACGAUGCAGAAGAGCAAGCCAAUAUGAGGGUUGCAGCUGCUAAUUCUGAAAUUGAUAUGGCUAAGGAUUCUGAAUUGAAAACCUUGAAGAAGUUGAAUGAUGUGAAUAGAGAGAUGGCUUCUAGAAGGGAAUCUCUGAAGAUUGCAAUGGAUAAAGCUGAAAAGGCAAGGGAAGGAAAAUUAGGUGUAGAACAUGAAUUAAGAAAAUGGAGGGCUGUGCAUGAGCAACAACGAAAGGCUGGCGAAUUAGGCCAAGGAGUGAUAAAGCAGAAUAGAAGUCCCGGGGUUAGUUUUGAACGGCAUAAGGAAGCAGAUAACGUCAACCAAGCUCGUAGUGCAUCUAUUCCUGUACAUUACUUUUCCAGUCCAAAGGCUUAUGUCCAUACAAACAGCAACAAUGUAUCAUCCCCAGAUACAAAAAACGGAAAGAAGAAAAAGAAGUCAUUUUUCCCUCGGAUUCUUAUGUUCUUUGCAAGAAAAAAAACACAUACAACUCAUGCAGGGUAAUCUCUAUUGAAAAUAUUUGCAUUGUUAUGUUGCAGUUAUCUGAGCAUCUCAUCCUUUUGGAGAUUAUUCAAAAUAAUACCAUAUUUGUACAUCUGAGUGAUUUCCGUAUGUGUGGUUGAUUGAAUUAUACUCCAUCUCACUGAGAAGAUUGUGAAUGGUCUUCUACUCCGCACUUUAUGAGGACAAAAAAAUAAGUUGAUCAUCCUUGGUGAGAAAAGAAUAAAAAAUAGACGAUUCUGUAUUGUGCAUAGGCUUCUGAUAAUAUAUUGAACCUCGACUUUUGUAUAGAUAUGUGUCAGAUUUGAACAAUCAAAUUUUGAGUUUGAGAUUUGUAGUAUUAUGAAUGGCAUAGUGUUUGCAUAUUGGAUAAACGUCAUUUAGUUGAGUCAGUAUAAAUAAGAAGUUUCUAAAUGGUUCCCAAUAUAUGGAAAAUUCCAUACAAAGGCUAAAGUCACGGAUCUUUAAAAUAAAAUUUGCAGAGUAAAUGUUGAAUCUUGAACCCUUGGUGGGUGUAGUUCCAUUUGUUUCUAGCAGUUUCACAGGUAUGGAUCAUUAGAUCUUGCUGUAAUCAGCAGUCAAUUCAAGACUUUUGAUUACCAAGAGUGCAUUAUUCAAAAGAAUGUGUUGUAACAUUGCUCUUUUAAUAAAAAAUAAUAAA
Molecule: messenger RNA, 3848 nt
Organism: Abrus precatorius (Indian licorice)
Lineage: Eukaryota; Viridiplantae; Streptophyta; Magnoliopsida; Fabales; Fabaceae
Product: protein WEAK CHLOROPLAST MOVEMENT UNDER BLUE LIGHT 1-like
Exons: 4
Coding region: 398-3190 (930 amino acids)
Source: RefSeq, a predicted model, not a curated record